Messenger RNA from Closterium sp. NIES-65, 2802 nucleotides. Lineage: Eukaryota; Viridiplantae; Streptophyta; Zygnematophyceae; Desmidiales; Closteriaceae. The record is from the annotation of a GenBank genome assembly.
AUGUCUGCUUCGGCACAGCAUAACGUCAGCAGUAGGCGGCCCGAUGCCCCGCCGGCGGCUUCCCCACUGGCGGCUUCCCCCGGCGUGCAGUUUCCGCCAGCGGCGCAGCCGGAGGUGAUGCGCGCCGCGGAGAAGGACGAGCUGUACGCGGCGUCGCUGGGCGACAUGUGUCACGACGCCAUUGCCUCGCAGCUCGGCCACCGCGUCGCGGGCCAAUGGGGCGGUCCGAUCCGCGUGGCGGCGCGGUGUCUCUACUAUCUCGUGACCACCGGCGCCGGCAGCAGGACUCUAGGGGAGGAGUACUGCGACAUAGUGCAGGUACCAGGCCGCUACAACCUGCGCCCCACCCUUGUGCGUCGCCUUUUUCUCGUGCUGCUGCACUCCCUGCUCCCCCGGCUGUGCCAGCUCACACCAGCGCCCGUUUGCCCCCUCUCCGCCAUCCCCCCCUCUCCGCCAUCCCCCCCUCUCCGCCAUCCCCCGCCCUUCUCGGGUGUCAGGUCGCUACAACCUUCCCCCCGUCACAUCAGCACCUGCAAUGUUACCCCGUUCCCACGUCCAUCCCCCUUCCUUCCCCUCCCCUCCCAGGUGUCAGGUGCUUACAACUUGCCACCUGCCCCAGCGCGUCGCCUCUCUCUUGUGCUGCUGCAUGCGCUGCUCCCGGCUGUAGCAGCUCACAUCAGCGCCCGCGCUGCUGCCCGGGGAAGGGCGCUCGCAGCAGCAGGGGAAGGGGGAGCAGGGGAGGGGGGAGUAGGGGCGGGGGGAGUAGGGGCGGGGGGAGUAGGGGCGGGGGGAGUAGGGGCGGGGGGAGUAGGGGCGGGGGGAGUAGGCGAGGGGGGCACAGGGGGGACAACAGGCGGAGGGGGGAGAGGAGGAGUAGGGAAUGGAACAACACUUGCAGGGGCGGAGGAGGAGGCACCUCACAGCCACACAUCCAGCCUUAGGGCGAGAGAGGAGGGCGCAAUAGAGGGGGUUUCAGUAGAGGGAGGAGGCGUGGAAGCAGCACGUGUGAGCGGUGGAAGGGGGUUGGGAUGGGUGGCAGCUGUGGCGACAGAAUGGCACUGGGUGGGCUGUGUGAGGGAGCGAGUGAGGGAGAGAGUGUGGGAGAUGGGGAGGAGGGCGCUGGUGGUGUGGGCGGGGGUGGCAGUGCGAGGGGGGGAUGUGUUGAUGCUGCUGGGGAGGGCGCAUCUGCUGCUCUUCUACUGGCACGGGUCGUACCUGCAUGUAGCCAAGCAGGUGACAGGCGUGCGAUACAUUUACACUGCCCAACCUCCUGCUUACUCCCCCAGAUAUCACAUGCUCGCAUUCUUCCUCUUCAUUCAGCUCGCGAUUCUCUCCUCUGAUUGGCUGCGCCGCUCUCUGCUGCAACACAGACCCCUGGCGCAUACCAUACCGCCACCACCCACAGGCGCCUCAAAAAUGCUCCCUGUGCCUUGCUGCUCGCUCCCACCCCACCUGCUCCCACCCCACCUGCUCUCAUCUCCUCCUGGUAUGCUCGACAUCUCCUCCUCGUCUUACUCCCCUUCUUCCUCAUAUCUUUUCUCUCUCUCUUCCCGCUACCACCCCACCUGCUGCCCCUGCGGUCACAUCUCCUCCUGGUAUGCCCAACCCUUCUCGUCUUCUCUUCUUCUUCCACGUGAUAAAAGAUUGAUUUUGAGACGUCUCAAUACCGCCCCACCUGCUGCCCCUGCAGUCACAUCUCCUGCCCCACUGGCAGCCGCUGAUGCUCCACCAGAGUCCAGCAAGGGGUGGGGCGAGGAGACGGAGGGGUCUCAACAGUUUCAAGAGGGUGAAGUGGAGGGGGAGGCAGGGAGUGAGGCGAGCGGACGGUGCUCCCUGUGCCUUGCGUCUCGCUCCCACCCCACCUGCUGCCCAUGCGGUCACAUCUUCUGCUGGUAUGCCUGUUGCUCUAUUCCGUUUCUUCCACCUUCCCAUCUUGUUUACCACUCUUCCCUCCACCACCGCACCCCACCUGCUGUCCUCGCGGCCACAUCUUCUGCUUGUAUGCCUGUUGCUCUACUCCCCACCCACCCGGCUUGCUGCCCUAAUGGCCAUCCCUCUCUUCUGCUAGGGGUGCAUAGCAGAGUGGUGCAACGAGAAGCACGAGUGUCCUCUUUGCCGCUCUGCCUUUCCUCACCCCCGUCUCACGACGUGCCUUCCCGAGUGUCCUCUCUGCCGCUCUCCCUUUCCUCACCCCCGUCUCAUGACGUGCCUUCUCUAUUUUCUCCCUCCAUUCCAUCUACCUUCCCGCUGCUGCCAGGGGGUGCAUUGCAGAGUGGUGCAAUGAGAAGCCCGAGUGUCCUCUCUGCCGCUCGCCAGCCCCGCACUCCUCCCUCGUUCCACUCCACCAUGCUUCCUUCUAAGGGUUCUAAGGGCCUACAUGAUCGUGAACGUGGCGAGGCAAGUGGUGGUGCUGCUGAUGAUGCUGAUUGUGGUGGGUGCCGUGGGGAUGGUACUGCAGAUUGUACAGCAGGUGCUGCUGCAGGGGAUGACGAGCUCACAGCUGCAGCAGAAGGUUCUGAAGGCCCGCUGGACGGUUUUCCAGCAGCAAUAGGUGGCCGGCAUCUGCCGGCGCAUGUCACGGCGCACGAUGUGGUGGAAGAGGUAGAAGUGGCCCGUGCUCAGCAGCCCGCUGUUCAGGCUGCUCACAUCAACUGUAUCAAAGGCUUUGUGCCCGCAGCACAGGAGGAAGUCAUCGGAACCUCGACCUGCACGCACCUGCAAGGGUUGGGGAAACAGGAAAGACGGGUGAAGGAGGGAAGGAGGGCAAGAGAUGGUGGAAGAGGUAUAAGUGGCCCGUGCUGA